AUGACGAGCAUUGAGGAGGCACCACCAACGAUGGGGACAAAUGCUUCAGACUCGGAUUCAGAUUCUGGUUCAGAAAAUGUGGCAAUGGCCACGGCAACGGCAUCCCAGCAGUCAUACACGCAGCCCCAGGCGCAGGAUAAUCUGCGCAUAUUUUUAAGGCAUUUGUAUGCCGAGUGCGUGUACCGAUACCAGAACGACACAUACGACGACCCGUCAGUGUCAGUCGUUGGCGAGGCGGCAGCAACAGACUAUGAUUUGGAUUUGCCAGAGAACUUCAGUCCCGUGCCGCGAUAUCUGGAGAACGCUGUGCUGAAUGAGGGCGCCAUCGACAUGCGGAACGUGGAUGUGGAGCAGGCGGAGAAGGAGGAGCUGCUGGCCACCGUUCUCAGUGGCACAAUGGCCACAAAUCAGCAGAAGCAGAGCCACCAGGCCACCACCACCACCACCGGGGAGCGACUCUUCUGCCCCCUGAACUUUGACGGAUAUCUCUGCUGGCCGAGGACCCCGGCCGGCACCGUGCUGAGUCAAUAUUGUCCCGAUUUCGUCGAGGGAUUCAACAGCAAAUUUCUGGCCCACAAGACCUGCCUGGAAAACGGCUCCUGGUUUCGUCAUCCCAUGACCAAUCGGACCUGGUCCAAUUACACCAACUGCGUGGACUACGAGGACCUCGAGUUCCGUCAGUUCAUCAACGAGCUGUAUGUAAAGGGCUACGCCCUCUCCCUGCUGGCCCUGCUCGUAUCGAUUAUCAUCUUCCUGGGCUUCAAAUCCCUGCGUUGCACCCGCAUCCGUAUCCAUGUGCACCUGUUCGCCUCGCUGGCCUUCACCUGUGUGGCCUGGAUUUUGUGGUAUCGCCUGGUUGUGGAACGACCCGAAAUCAUAGCCGACAAUCCGCUCUGGUGUAUCGGCUUACACCUCGUGGUGCACUAUUUCAUGUUGGUCAAUUAUUUCUGGAUGUUCUGCGAGGGACUGCAUCUGCACCUGGUCCUCGUUGUGGUCUUUGUCAAGGAUACGAUUGUGAUGCGCUGGUUCAUCAUCAUCAGCUGGUUCUCACCCAUACACUUUGCCAUCGUCUACGGCCUGGCCAGACAUUUCAGUGACUCAGACAAUGAACACUGCUGGAUCAAUGAUAGUCUUUACCUGUGGAUCUUCUCGGUGCCUAUAACCCUCUCAUUGGUGGCCAGCUUCAUUUUCCUCAUCAAUGUGCUGCGGGUGAUUGUGCGCAAACUUCAUCCACAGUCGGCACAACCCGCUCCUUUGGCCAUCCGGAAAGCGGUGCGGGCCACUAUCAUCUUGGUGCCGCUCUUUGGACUUCAGCACUUUCUGCUCCCCUAUCGUCCGGAUGCGGGCACCCAGCUGGAUCGGUUCUAUCAGCUGCUCUCCGUUGUCCUGGUCAGCCUGCAGGGCUUUGUCGUCUCCUUCCUUUUCUGCUUUGCCAACCACGACGUCACCUUUGCCAUUCGUACGCUGCUCAACAAGUGGCUGCCCAGCCUGGUGGCUGCUCCUCCGGCCGGGAGUAAUACUGGACAGAUGGCCACCACCACGCCCAGCCGGGAGUUGGGCGUUUAAGGUGUAUCGCUCAAGGAUCGAUCGGACCCGGAAUCGGCAUCUUGACCGCAUUGCAGAGCAAAGAUUUUGAACAGCUCUUGAAAAUUGUUGUUGAGUGAAUAAUCAAGCUUUUCCUUAACUGAACCAGGGUUAACUUUUCCUUAACCUUACUUCUGUAGUUCUUUAUUUUGGUAAUUUUAUUUUAAGCUGAGAUAAUUAUCCUGUAGCUAUUCACUGUUGUUGUUUUUAUUUUGUUUCACUGUUAUUUCCCCACUGUUGUUCGGAGUUGUUCAUUUUCUGAGGUGUUCAUUUUUUGAGUUGUUUAUUUUGUGAAAUGUUCAUUUACUGCUUUGAUAUCUGAGUUAUUUGAGUUGUUUACUUACGGGUUUUUUUGUAAUUGUUAAGUUAUUCAUUUCCUAAAAAUAAUAGCAAUACGAGCCAGUGAAGAGCUGUUUUGAAAUACACCCACCCAAAGGAAAAAUGAAUCAAUUUAUCCCAGCUUUAGUAAUCCCCAAUG
Drosophila kikkawai is the source of this 2062-nucleotide messenger RNA. RefSeq names its product calcitonin receptor hector (gene hec). Gene Ontology annotation, biological process: cell surface receptor signaling pathway; adenylate cyclase-modulating G protein-coupled receptor signaling pathway. NCBI's taxonomy places the organism in Eukaryota, Metazoa, Arthropoda, Insecta, Diptera, Drosophilidae. The record is from RefSeq and is a predicted model, not a curated record. Gene Ontology annotation, cellular component: plasma membrane. Gene Ontology annotation, molecular function: calcitonin receptor activity.